Molecule: messenger RNA, 5873 nt
Organism: Physella acuta
Lineage: Eukaryota; Metazoa; Mollusca; Gastropoda; Physidae
Product: golgin subfamily A member 2
Biological process (GO): Golgi organization
Cellular component (GO): cis-Golgi network; Golgi cis cisterna; Golgi apparatus
Source: RefSeq, a predicted model, not a curated record
UAAUGCGCAGGCCAUAUCCAACAUGGAGGACAGCAACAAAAGGGAAAAAAUAGCAGCUGCGAAAAAAAAAUUAAAGCAGUUUCAAAAAACUGGAAGAGCACGCAGUGUUUCCAGAACUAGAGAGUCAGCAGAGCGGGAUGAACCCAAAGACCAAGAGCCUGUUGAAAAAUUAGUACGAACACUAUCCCCACAACCCCCAAAGACUGAGAAGACACCUAUAACAGAGAGAGCAUCUAGAGAAACAGAUGGUAGAAGAAAUGACAUAGAAAACACUGUAAGGACAACAGCUUCCACAGAAAGCCUGCAGCAAUUGUCGCGACAAAUCAAUGGUCUCCUGUCAGAGUCAUCAGCUUAUGCCAACUGGGAGGAUUCGUCCAACAAUGGGUUACAGGAACUGGAGGAAAGGAACAGAGAUCUAGCAGCGCUGCUGGAAAAACAUGCUCAGGCUAAUGAGCAACUGGGUUUACAGAAUCAGCAACUUCGUGAACAUUCCAAGUCACUUCUAGAACAGCUGGAGGCUGAGAGAAACUCUUUUCAUGAGAAACACAAAAAAGACAUCGGCUCCCUUAAAGAACAGCUACAGGUUCAUAUACAGACCAUAGGUAUUUUAGUGGCGGAGAAAACAGAAUUACAGUCUCAGGUGAACCAGGUACAGCGGAUAGCUGAUCAGAGAAUAGAAGAAAUUGAAGAACUCAGUGGGAGGUUAAAGGCAUCACGUCAACGCGUGUCUGAUUUGGAAAGAAAUUUAUCCACAUCCUCCCAGUCCAGCCACCAGUUAGAAAAGACAGCAGCUGAGAAUGCUAAAGAAGUGGACAGGUUGAAGAUAGAACUGUACAAGUCCAACAAACAGAAUGAAGAACUCAGGCAACAAUCUUCAGAGUUGAAACAACAGCUACAGUCAAAGGUCACAGAGAGCAGUUCCUUAACUCAGAGUGUAGAAGAUUUACAGAAGAGGCUUGAGAUGGCUGAACUCUACGCUCAGCAGCUGUCCAGCCAGAAUGAGAGCUCUCAGGGAAGUAUAGAAAUACUAAACAACCUCCAGAAGGAGAGAGACAGUCUACUAGACCGUUUACGCCAGCACGAAGAGCUGACCCAAAAGCUCCAGCUGGAGAGAGAUCAAGUGACAGAACAGUACCAACAGUAUACAGACCAACUGCGACAUCAGUCCCAGCAGUUGACACAACAGAUCACAGUCCUGACAGAGGAGAGAGAGCAGCUUCUCAACAGACAACAUGACCUGGAGGGGUCUGUUCUAGAGUUACAGAAAAAACUGGAGGAUAUUGGCAGCCUGCCACAAGGGCCCCACCCUCAGCCUGUGCCUCAUGAACUCAUUGAGGAGGUGGAGAAACUCAGGGGCAACAUCAGAGAUGCAACGGAAGCUUUGGAAGCUCAGGUCCGUGACAACAUUCAGCUUAGCAGACUGCUGGAAGAGAAAGAAGAAAAAAUUUCCUCCCUUGAGCGCUCUGUGGAAGAGAUGGGAGAGCAGGCAGGGGACAAGGCCCAGCUGCUAGAGAGCAUACAGAGUGACAAGACGGCCUUGAGCAGGGCGCUGACCCAGAACAAGGAGCUCAAGACACAGCUGGCAGAGUUACAGCAAGGCUUUGUCAAAAUGAGCAAUGACAACAUGGAGCUUGUGACCAAACUCCAAACAGAACAACACUCAAGCAAUGAGCUGUCAUCAAAACUAGCCCAACAAGAGGAUGAACUCACACAACUCAAGGAAAAGCUGUCUGUGAAGGAGAGAGAACUGACGGAGCUGACUGCCUUUACUCAGGCAGCGGAGAAAGAAAAAUACCAGCAGAACCAGAUGACAGACAGACUGAGACACUACGAGGCUCAGGCUCAGUUGGUGGACACGCUACAGAAUGAGCUCACUGCUGCCCAGGACAUGAUGGAAGCUUUAACAACACAGAACAGUGAACUGAGGACCAUGCUGAUCAAGGCCACAGAGGUCAAGCCUGUUUCACAUUCCAAGAUGGAGAAUGGUGAAGAGGUCAUCAGCCAGAGGGAUGAAAUUAUGCAGUCACUACAAGACACAAUAAAACAGCUAGAAAGUGAGAGGACCCAGCUGUAUGAAAGUUUAAAGGAACAGCGGCAACUCUCAGACAGCCUGGCCACCAAAAUAGCUGACCUCAAUGAGGAGGUCAUCAGGAAGAGGUCAGACAACUUGGACAGUGAUAAGAUCAGCAGGGCUGAGUACAACGAGCUGAAGAGCGCCAUGGAGAUGAUCCAACAGAAGUACAUGCAUGUGAUGAAGGACAAGGCGGAGCUGUCUGACAAGGCUGACCAGCUGGAACACCUAGUCCUACAGCUCCAGGGUGAAACAGAUACUAUAGGAGAGUACAUAUCCCUCUACCACCACCAAAGGGCCUUACUCCAGCAGAGAGAGUCACAGAAAAAUGAUUACAUCUCACAGCUGGCCAGAGAUAGGGAGCAGUUACAGGACAAGUUGGGAGAGCUGCAGGCCCUGGUCAUGCAGCUGCUGGGGGAGAGGAAUAUGCUGCACAGCUACAACACUGAGAGCAGGCUCAGCCCCACCCCACAGCAGGCCCCCCCACAGAAACAGGUCAUCACAAAGAUGAGCAAUGGAGCUGUCAACUCAUACGAUCACGAAUGGCCAGAUUACACAAGUUCAGACAGUGACACAGAGAGUGAAGUUGAACCAAUUGUGGGCGGCCAACAGAGACCACCCACCCCAGACUCAGAACACACCCCACGGUCAUCUCCCUCAGCGUCUCCUAGAGUCACUUCACAUCCAGCUCACAGCCUUGACCUGUAUAACGGCCACUCAAGUGAAGAGAUGGACGGCUACACCCAGGAUGUGGAGGAAGAAGAAACUCAUGAGCACAACGGCCACCGCCACAAGCACCAUCACCACCAUCACCAGCACCAUGAUCACCACCACCACCCACACCACGACCAUCACAAGGCAUUCAGGCCGCCCCCACCAGAGGACAAAACGGCCCACAAGAUUCUGACGCUACUCACAGAACUUGGACAUUCCCACUUAGUUGAACAAGUUCCACUCAUAGACAGGAACUUCCUGCCCUGCAAGUUUUGUAAAGGAGCUGUGCAGAUAGUCUAGUAAGAUCUCAGACUUGUGGUUCUACAGACUUUAACAGAAAAGGACAAAAUAUAAGAUUGGAAAACAUUGCAGGGCUGCGUUCCUUUUGUGAAUUUCUUGGUUUACAGACAGUCUUUUGCUUUCAGAGCAUUGAUUUUUAAGCUUUCAUAGGAUGUUCAGUUUAAAGUUUUUCAAUUUCUGCAUUAUAUUUAUUUGAAAUAUUUUAUCAUUGCUGGGGCCCUCAGUUUAGAACCAAUUAAUGCCUAACAUUUUUAAAAUAUGCACCUAAUUUAUUAUAAGAUAUUUUUUUAAGUGUAACAGUUUUUCUGACUACUUGUGUGUCUUUGUGCACUGUUCUGAGCAGGUGUACAGAAACCAAUGCAUCUUGUUUUAAUUUAGCUGAACUUAGACAGGACGCACCAAUAUUUAUUCUAUUUAUGUCAAUAACAAGCCAUGGCUGAGUAUAUAUUGGCAUGGGUUAGGGUUAGCAAUUGAUAGGCUACCCAGCUAGCAGUGUGGCCUACCUUCCUAGUGAAUGGCUACCCAGCUAGCAGUGUCAGGGCUAUCUUCCUAGUGAAUGGCUACCCAACUAGCAAUGAGGGCUACCUUCCUAGUGAAUGGCUACCCAGCUAGCAGUGAGCAACAGCCCUGAACUAAAACACUGAGUUGUGAACAGUUUGACCACUGGUUGGACAAGGCAAAGUUUCCCAUUGUUAACAAAAGUAUUUAUUGACCAAUUGUUGAAUACAAGCUUAACGUACAUGUACACAUUUUUGUUUGUCAUGCAUGUCUGUGAUUUGUUGUACUAAUUCUAAAUAACAGAUUUUUUAAAAAAAUUUCUUGUCAUUUCUUUUGACAAUGGCAUAAUUAGAAAAUUAGCUACAAAAGGUUUGUAAAAAUGUUACUAACAUUAAUGUUGGGACUACAAAAUUACUAACUACAACAACUUCAAAUUUUUAAGAAAGUCAGCUUGGGUUGAAAUACACAAAUUUUUGUUUAUAUAAAAUCAAAAUGUAAAUGCAGCUCCUGUGAUGUGUGACAGUCACAAGCAGUCACUGUGGCUUGGAUUACAGGAAAAAAUUCUUCCAUCUGUAGCACGUUGUAUGAUGGAUGUGCACACAGUUGAGGACAAAAAUUCUUGACUGGAAUAAUUUGCCCUUCUCUGUUGUUGAACACCAAGUAGGGGAAACAAUCAUGAAAUACACCACCAUUAGGGGAGAGUAUCAGGUUGUUACACCCCCUGGGACCAAGCUCCUACAAUCAUAUGCAUCUCAUGUAGACAAAGGUGAAGGGCUACAUAUUUAUAAAGCCUCAUUUUAGCUUUUUAUUAUCAGGACUUUAACAUCAUAUGUUGUACAUGUCUUCUACAUUUUAACUAUUUCUCUUCUACUAAUACAAUAAGUGCAAUUUUAAAUGAAAAAGUUGUCAUAGUUUAACUUCCAUUUUUUUUGUUUUCUUGUUGCGUACUGAGGUCGUGCUAUGUUUUGACAUGGCCUGCAUUAAGUUCUCUUCAAAUGUUGAAGCUGCACGUCUAUGCAAUCUCCCCCUAUGAAAGGCUUCCCUGUAGGUUUACAUCUUGUUGAGUCACAAGGUACAACUUUAACAAACUAAAGAAAGACCUAAUUAGUCUGGAAGCUAAUUGGUUCAAGUAUUCUGCUAUAAAUAACUAUGUAAGUGGUAACCCCAUUGCGUUCUCCUCUAAAUGUUUACAAACAUUUGCUUGUGAUAUCUGUAAAUUCUGAUUUUAAAAAUCAGCCAGAUUAAUUUAAAAGAACAAGACUUGUAAAUAUGUUGUACAAACUUGAAAGACUUACUAGGUGGGCUAUUGUUUAAGUUUGGUUCUUGUGUUUGUCUUAUUGCUGACUUGAGCUUUUUUAAGUGUACGAUAGCAUUAUGUAUCUUCAUGUAAAAAUGUAUGAAAGAAAUUUUUUUAGUUUUCAAAUAAUUAUGUGGUAUUUAAAAUUAUAAUCAAUCAUUUUUGGUUCUUUAUGAUGAAUGUUAAAAAAUAAAAUAUACUUUUGAGGAGACCUCUUUCAAAACCUGCUAGUCAAUGUUUGGAAAAAAAUAAGUUGCCUUUGUAAGGCUUCAAAAUUAAUCUUUUAACAGUUAAAAAUCCAACUUUUUAAAAUCAGUUUGCACAGAAAGCAAUCUGAGGUACUAAGCAGGUUUUUUAAGUGGACCCCUUAGAUUUGAAUGCUGAAUGCUGCUGAAAAAUGUGUUAUACAUUUUUUUUCAAAAAUAUUCUUGAAGAAAAAAGUUUCAUUGUUAAGAAAUUAAUUCCUUAAUCAAGGAAUCUGAUAGUGUAAGAAAUAUAGUGUACUGGUUGUAGUAAUAUAAUGACAUGGUAGAAGCCAAAAGUAAACAUCAGUUUCAGCUAUACUUCUGGCCAAUGUGUUUGUACUUCGUCCUCAACAGAAAAACAAUUCAAACAAUAAGAUUGUUAGGGAGGGGAAAAUGAUUCAUCAAAAAUGGCAGUAGAACAUCACAUGUAAGAGGUAUGAGAGGUCUAACCCCAUGUUCUAUACUGCUGCAACUGUCUACUUUAUUUAAUAUGUUACUUUCUGUUUUAAUUUUUGUUUCUGUUUUAGCAACUCACCCAAAUUUCACUGAAUAGAAUUUAAAUAAAACAUACCAUCAUCAAAUAUUGUUUUAUUUACUAAGUGUGCAAAGAGUGGAACUUUUUAAUGUUCACACAUAAAACACAAUCCAACUUUUUAAAACAACCAAUAAAACAAGCUAAAUAUCAACACCUAUCCCAGCUUGGUUAAAAUGGUAAUUGUUUUAACAAAUAAAUAAUUGGAAAUAAAAA